AUUUUGCCCCUCUUUCCUCCUGGUCGUUCCCCUCCCCUUUUGGUCCCUGGCUCCAGAGACCCACGUCCCCCACACCUGCAUCUUCGGCAAUGAUCUACAGAGCCCUGCCUGCCCCUUCUCAGCUCCCUCCUGCCUGCACCCGACUCGGGCCCCUUCCUGACUUGCCUUAUUUAUUUGUUCGACGCGUCUCUGAAUGUAUCUGCCUCGGUCCCCAUCUCUGCCUUCGCUGCGCCGCCCCUCGUGUUUCAGGGCUGACCGUGCCCCUACCCCGACUCCGCAUGUUUGCGUCCGUUUCCUCCCUUUCUGGCCCUGUCUUCCCCCAACACCCUGACUCUGGCCACCAAACCCUGGGGCCAAAGGGGAGGGGUUGUACAUAGGAACGCGUUGCGGAGUCCCGCCCCUGUCUCCCGAGAGGAGGGGGCCUGUACAUACUGUAACAUACAGAGUAUAGUGAAGAAUCUAUUUAAGGCGCCGCGGGGAGGGCUGCGCGGCCGGGCUUGCGGUUCCCUGGCGCGACGGGGACCUCCUGCCGGCUCCACGAGCACUUUCUACUUGUGCAUGGGCUUGAUUUAUACGAAUUGCCAUUAAACAUCACUGCACCAGCCAGCCUCGGCCUAUGUCUAAGGGGGGCGGGGCGGGGCCCCGGCCAGCGGGAGGUGCCCACGCGCGGCGGACCUCGGAUCCACGCCCGGGCCGGGCGGGCGCGUGGUUUUCCGCCUCCGACGUGUUUCCGGCCUUAAAGGCAUUUUGCCCUUCCCUUUAAAACGCACCGCCCCCCUCUCAGUCACUCCCAAGAUGGCGGACCUACUGGGCUCCAUCCUGAGCUCCAUGGAGAAGCCACCCAGCCUCGGUGACCAGGAGACUCGGCGCAAGGCCCGAGAGCAGGCUGCCCGCCUGAAGAAACUACAGGAGCAAGAGAAACAACAGAAAGUGGAGUUUCGUAAAAGGAUGGAGAAGGAGGUGUCAGAUUUCAUCCAAGACAGCGGGCAGAUCAAGAAAAAAUUUCAGCCAAUGAACAAGAUAGAGAGGAGCAUACUACACGAUGUGGUGGAAGUGGCUGGCCUGACAUCCUUCUCCUUUGGGGAAGAUGAUGAAUGUCGCUAUGUCAUGAUCUUCAAAAAGGAGUUUGCACCCUCAGAUGAAGAGCUAGACUCUUACCGUCGAGGAGAGGAAUGGGACCCCCAGAAAGCUGAGGAGAAACGGAAACUGAAGGAAUUGGCUCAGCGGCAGGAGGAGGAGGUGGCCCAAAAGGGACCUGUGGUGGUGAGCCCUGCCAGUGACUACAAGGACAAGUAUAGCCACCUCAUUGGCAAGGGGGCAGCCAAGGAUGCAGCCCACAUGCUUCAGGCCAACAAAACCUAUGGCUGUGUACCUGUGGCGAACAAGAGGGACACACGCUCCAUUGAAGAGGCCAUGAAUGAGAUCCGAGCCAAGAAGCGUCUGCGGCAGAGUGGAGAAGAGUUGCCACCUACCUCCUAGGCACCUCACUCAGCUCCCUUUGACCCCUGGGGCAGGGCAGGGGGCAGGCAGGGACAAGGCUGCUGCUAUUAGAACCCAUCAUGGAGCCCCAUCUCUGAACCACUUCUGACCAGCUGCUGCUCAGGCUGGGGGAAGCUGGUGUUUAUCACUGUUGGAGCUUAGAUAUGUAUGUGCUGUGUGUGUUGUGCGAGAGUGAGUAUGAAUGCACAGGUACCGGGUAUUUAAUCUGUAUUAUUCUCCAUUCUCCUUAGAAAUUUCCUUCCCCAUGGGGCUGGGGUUACUUUACUUUACAUUCAAUAAAUACUGUUUGACCCAA
This is a messenger RNA of Nycticebus coucang (slow loris), 1795 nucleotides long. It is a transcript of the gene SPAG7, whose product is annotated as sperm associated antigen 7. Gene Ontology annotation, molecular function: nucleic acid binding. The record is from RefSeq and is a predicted model, not a curated record. Lineage: Eukaryota; Metazoa; Chordata; Mammalia; Primates; Lorisidae. Bases 796 to 1479 code for a protein of 227 amino acids. The transcript has 6 exons.